GUUGCGCCACUUCGCUGUUUGUUUACUGGUCCAUUGGCCGUAUUAUUAUGUGGAUAUUGCCCUUUUGCUGGCAGAUCAUUAUUUUUAAAAUUAUUAUAAUUAUGUACAAUGGCCUGUCCUGUCAAUGACAUUAGUCAGAGACCUCUUCAGAAUGCUAUGCGACUCGUUAAAGUGGCUAUUCAGUUGGAUUCGGGUAACAGACAUAAGGAAGCUUACUGUGAAUACUUGAGGAGUGUCAACUACAUCUCUCAUGUCCUGCUUCAGGAUGCAGCAUUUAAAGCUGUGGGAGAGAUUGAGGAAGUGGAAGUGGAGAAGAUGGUAAAGUUGGCUGAACAGUGCUUAGAGAGAAUAAAAUCCUUUAUAGAAAAGAGAAAUGAAACUUCUGUUCUUAAUUCUUCUACAACCCCAGUCCAGGCAUCAUCACUUGCACAGAUAACCCCUGAAACCAAUACCAAAACAUCAGGGACUUUCAAUAAAGCAGUGAUGGACUUGAGUAAAUUAUACCCGAUCGAGCAGAACUCUCGACAUCGCAGAGCGCUCUCAGAAGGUAAGGGGGAAGACUGUCCUUUCCUGCCCCCUGAACUAUUCCAGAAGCUGCAAGUUGUGGAGUCACAAGACAUCAAAAAAGAAUUAACACCUAUUGAGGAGGCUUCAUGUCUGAACCAGAAACUAAAAGCUAAUUAUGAGGCACGUCUGGCACGACUUGCCCCUGGUCAGGCCACACAGAAAACAUCACUGACUCUCUCUCUUCAGAGACAAAUGAUGGAGAACCUGAUUAUAGCCAGAGCCAGACAAGAUGCUCUCCAAAGGAAGAUGGAAGAGAGAAGACUCAGGCUGCAGGAGCAAGCCAACAGGAAGUUUUCUUCUUCUGCAAUUAUGACACCUGAGGAGCAGGAGCAGCGAGUUCUGUAUGCAAAUAUAUUGGAAUAUGAGCAAGAUCAUGAUUGGCCUAAAAUAUGGAAAGCUAGCCUAAAGAAGAAUCCAAAUGAUGCAACUUUGGUUUCAGGUCUGGUCACCUAUCUUCUUAGCUGUCCAGAACAUCCCGUUGUGAAGCUACUGAAGAAGCUCCAGUAUCAAGUGUAUAACAGGCUGUACCCCAUAAUAAGCCAAACUGUUCCUCCAAGCCCAAUGCCUGGCCACUCUAUGCCUUUAAAGCCUUCAUACAGUGCACAGAGCCUGCUGCUCCCACAAAGUCCGCCGAGGCAGCUCAAGCCUGGCCUAAUCCACAGCCUGUCAGACGCCUCCAUCUCACUCUCACCACUCCCCGACCUCAACGCUAACAACACGGCAUCCAAAAUAGAUGCAGAAGAGUUCCCAACCCCAGUCCCUCCGGACCGGGAGAACUCUUUUGAGGAUCUGGAGCAGUAUAUGACCCAGCUGGACUGGGCAUCAGCUUGUACAGAAGACACAGUCUCUGAUGAGACCUUUGACUUGACCCGCAGUGACAAGGAAGCUCACAUUCAGGACCUAGAGGAGCGAGCUUUGAAAGAACACCUGAAAGCCACAGUCAAAGACAUCCACAAUGCCAUUGAUCGUCUGCUGUCUCUGUGUCUGCUUUCUUUUGAAUGUCUCAACACUGCAAGCUCCAAAGACCAGUGUGUAGCAUGCAUAGAGGAGGUCUUCUUCACCCCAAUAUGGGGCCCUCUACUGGCACUCUUUAGGAAGGUGCAUCGAGAUCGAGAGCUGGCUUUUGAGAGCAGUGUUCUCCUGUACCGUAAUGUCUCUCCUGGUGAUGUUGGUGUAGCAGACAAACUGUUUCCCAAAGACCCCGCUGUUCUGCAUGGUUCCUACCCAUACGAGUCUGCAGUGCAGGAACUAAAACUCCUGUGUAAGGACUGCUGUCCUCAGAAGAAGCUAGAAUGCAUAGUGAGAACCUUAAGACUCAUUUGUGCCUGUGCCGAGCAUUACCGUCUCCUUCAAGAGAAUGAUCCAUCACCCAAAACAGCAGCCAUUGGAGCAGAUGAUCUGCUGCCUAUUUUGUCAUAUGUGGCCUUGCGGAGUGAACUGCCUCAGCUAGUCUCUGAAUGUGCUGCAUUGGAAGAGUUCAUCCAUGAAGGGUAUCUGAUUGGGGAGGAGGGCUACUGCUUAACCUCAAUGCAGAGUGCCCUGACGUAUGUGGAGUCACUGCACCUGGGUGGAGCUUUGCAGCUGGCUGCCAAACCUACCUGAGUCAGUGGUAAGGAGGUACACAUUUUUGCAGACUGCGUGCUUUUCCCCUUCAGUCCUUCAGUCCAGGACAGAAACUUCUCAUCCUUCCUCCUCAUCAGGGUUGCAACAUUAAACACCUAUCAUCCAUUCAGCACAGAUUGUAGAAGGGGUUACACAAAGUGAGUCUGGAGCUUUCCAGCCUCAAAAGCGUGAGAGCUCUGAAUCCUGCUGUGUUGCAGAGUUACAUCCCAAAUGGUCUCGGGUUAGAGGAAUGGAAUCGGGUUGAUGUUAUGAGGGAAUUGUUUUGACCGUUUCUCAUUUAAAGGAAAAAAUGAAAUCAAAUCGCGUGCCUAAUUUUAUUGUCUCUUCAUCGUAUUCUGUUUUCCUCAUAAUGUAGUUGUUUGAAGUGCUUUACUGUGAGUGAAUAGAAAACUAAAGCACUACAAUCAUUUGCUUUUUUUAAUUACCCAGACUAGUACAGAUAGCUUCUCAAGAAGUAUAAUAGCAUAAUUGUUCUGUUUAAAAUGACUCAAGGACAGUCGUGUGAAGAGAUUGCUAUGACUAACUUGACUGCAAAUUGUGCCAUUUAAGUUUAUUUUAUCAUUGUGUAAACCCUGAAGAAAAAGUUAUGACCUGCUAUUUCAAUGAGGGAAAAACAAGGGAGUCUGUUCACUUCUGGCACAGUAUAGUUAAUGCAAUUGAGCACGUUUCAGACAAAUAUCAUCCAUCUAACUUGAUGAUUUUGGGGGCAUAUAUGCUUUAGUGAAUGAUGUUCUGCCAAGUCAUUGAAGGUUGGAUAAUAAAUGGAAUUUCUUGAGCUAUCCACAUCCUGAUCUUGAAAAUAGAAUAGUAUGAGAGAUAUGCCAGACACUUUAUUUUUCUUUCUUUUUGACUGUGGUAGGUGACCUGGAUCAGCACUGGAUCAGCACUUUGAGAAGCUUAACACAUGGUCUUGGACUGCAUAUUUACGCAUUCAUUAAAUAUUAUCUUUAAGGUUCCUAUACUACAUUAUACAGAUUAUAUAACAUUGCACUUUGUCUCUUUUUUUCUUACAUACGUUAUAUUGUUUGUAUAUGCAAUUAUAUAUAUAUAUAUAUGUGUGUGUGUAUGUGGUCCUGUUUACUGUAUUGCUGCUUUAAAAUGUUUUACUAAAGUUCCUGAUAUUUACUGUUUUACAAAAAAGUGUUAUUUCAACAUUUCAAAAAAAAAAAGUAAGUUGUAUCAAAAGAAAAGCAUUUUGAAAGGAUAACUUUGGUAGUUUUGCCAACAUUCACUUUCCACUAGAAGGUUUAGUUUUUAUACUUUUUUAAUGUGAUGACUUUUUGAUGCAUCAGUAUAUUUAAACUGAAUGGUGAGGCUCAAAAAAAAAAGGCUUAAUGUGUACGAAUAUGAAAUGCUGGCAUUGCUGUACCAUCUAUCUAAUGUAAAUAUAUAUCUAGCCUAAUGUAACAUCUGUCUAAUAUAAAUAUGUAUUUAUGUCAUUUUGUGUUGUAGUUUAUGUGGAUCACUGGCUGCAAUCAUGUCAAUCAGUUGUAUGUUUUCUGUAUUGCUUCUGCUAAUAAUCUUUAAUGUGAAUUUGUUGAAAAGAAUUCAUGGGAGUGUGUGGUAUGUCUUGGAUUUUCUAAUAAUAAAAACAUCAGUAACCUUUA
Molecule: messenger RNA, 3797 nt
Organism: Pangasianodon hypophthalmus (striped catfish)
Lineage: Eukaryota; Metazoa; Chordata; Actinopteri; Siluriformes; Pangasiidae
Gene: vps9d1
Product: VPS9 domain containing 1
Exons: 16
Coding region: 109-2169 (686 amino acids)
Biological process (GO): vesicle-mediated transport
Cellular component (GO): cytosol; endocytic vesicle
Molecular function (GO): guanyl-nucleotide exchange factor activity; small GTPase binding
Source: RefSeq, a predicted model, not a curated record